AACUAGAUUCAGAUCUUUGCCACCAAACACAAACAGCUUCCUUUCUUACACUCUUCUCUCUGUUGGCCGCCAUCAUGUCCAUGGCAAUGUCAUCAACCUCCUCUCCCCACUCUCUCCUUCUCCAAAACCGCCGCCUCUCCGCCGCCAAACCCUUCUUCAAUACCGCCGUCUCCCUCCCCAACCGCCGGAUCUCCACCUCCAUCACCUGCGUAGCCCAAACCCAAACUCCCUCUCCGGCCCAAACCCAAACCCAGUCCCAAGAUCGGGUCUUCAACUUCGCCGCCGGCCCCGCCACCCUGCCGGAGCGGGUCCUCCUGAAGGCCCAAUCGGAGCUCUACAACUGGCGCGGAUCCGGCAUGAGCGUGAUGGAGAUGAGCCACAGAGGGAAGGACUUCCUCUCCAUAAUCAACAAGGCCGAAUCCGACCUCCGAUCUCUCCUCGGAAUCCCCGAUGACUACGCCGUCCUCUUCCUCCAGGGCGGCGCCACCACCCAGUUCGCCGCCAUUCCCUUGAACCUCUGCACUCCCGACGAUUCCAUCGAUUUCGUCGUCACCGGAUCUUGGGGAGACAAGGCUUUCAAGGAGGCCAAGAAGUUCUGCAAACCCAAUCUCAUCUGGUCUGGCAAAUCCGAUAACUACACCAACAUUCCGGCGUUCGACGAUCUGGAUCAGACCUCCAACGCCAGGUAUUUGCAUAUAUGUGCCAACGAGACCAUCCAUGGCGUCGAGUUCAAGACCUUCCCCACACCCAGAAAUGGCCUCCUCGCCGCCGACAUGUCGUCGAAUUUCUGCUCCAAACCCGUCAACGUGACUAAAUUCGGUGUCAUCUACGCUGGAGCGCAGAAGAAUGUAGGGCCGUCCGGGGUUACCAUCGUGAUCAUAAGGAAGGAUCUGAUUGGCAACGCGCAGGAGAAGACGCCGGUGAUGCUCGACUACAAGAUCCACUCCGACAACAACUCGCUCUACAACACGCCACCAUGUUAUGGGAUCUACAUUUGCGGUUUGGUGUUUGAGGACUUGUUGGAGCAGGGGGGUUUGGAAGAGGUGGAGAGGAAGAACAAGCACAAGGCCAAUUUGCUCUACAAUGCCAUUGAUGAGAGCAAGGGGUUCUACCGGUGCCCUGUUGAGAAGUCGGUGAGGUCGUUGAUGAACGUGCCGUUCACGCUGGAGAAGUCGGAGUUGGAGGCGGAGUUUGUGAAGGAGGCUGCAAAGGAGAAGAUGUUGCAGCUCAAGGGACACAGGUCAGUGGGAGGCAUGAGAGCCUCUAUAUACAAUGCCAUGCCUUUGGCUGGAGUUGAAAAGUUGGUUGCUUUCAUGAAGGAUUUCCAAGCAAGGCAUGCUUGAAGUUGAAAUUCAGUAAUUAUCUACUAUUUUUUUUUUUUUUGCUUGGUUUGCUCCUUUUUUGGGAUUUUUUUUUUGGCUCUUUUUUUGAGGUUGUACUUGUUUGUCAAUUGUUAGUGAGCAAUAAUCAAGAAGUUUAGUUCCUAGUAUUUUAGUGAUGGAGGGUUCAGCGAGACCCUCAAUACU
This is a messenger RNA of Morus notabilis, 1526 nucleotides long. RefSeq names its product phosphoserine aminotransferase 1, chloroplastic. The coding region runs from base 75 to 1343 and encodes 422 amino acids. Gene Ontology annotation, biological process: L-serine biosynthetic process. Gene Ontology annotation, molecular function: pyridoxal phosphate binding; O-phospho-L-serine:2-oxoglutarate transaminase activity. The transcript has 2 exons. Lineage: Eukaryota; Viridiplantae; Streptophyta; Magnoliopsida; Rosales; Moraceae. The record is from RefSeq and is a predicted model, not a curated record. Gene Ontology annotation, cellular component: cytoplasm; chloroplast stroma.